Molecule: messenger RNA, 3222 nt
Organism: Rhinichthys klamathensis goyatoka
Lineage: Eukaryota; Metazoa; Chordata; Actinopteri; Cypriniformes; Leuciscidae
Exons: 1
Coding region: 1-3222 (1073 amino acids)
Biological process (GO): DNA integration
Molecular function (GO): nucleic acid binding
Source: RefSeq, a predicted model, not a curated record
AUGUGCAAAAUGGAGCGUAAACAGCCAAGAAAGAUGCACACGCUUGAACAGACAGAGGAAGAUGACAAAAAUAUGUUCCUGGGCACAGUGGACGUUCAAAGAGAAAAUGAGAAAAGUAUUCAAGCUGUUACCACAGAAACACGAGAAGAAAAGGAAAAGUGGUCUGAAUUGCUAAAGAUAAGAGACAAGAAAGUUAAAUUUAAGUUGGACACUGGUGCAGAAUGUAAUGUGCUCUCGUUAAAAACGUACAAUUCGCUGGGUAUAACAGAAAAGCUGAGUAAAUCUACCUGCAAGUUACUUACAUACUCUGGACACCAGAUGUCGCCAGUGGGACAGAAUCAGUUAACAUGUGAGUACAAAGGUCAGAAGCACAUUAUACAGUUCCAGAUUGUUGAAAGAGAUGCUCCUGCAAUUCUAGGAAGAUCAACAUGUCAAUCAUUAGGCUUGAUACAAAGGAUACAUGAAGUGUCUGUUGAAAAUGAUGACAUAAUGAAAAAUUAUGAAGAUCUGUUCAGUGGUCUAGGAUGCAUGCCAGGAUAUCAUCACAUCCAAAUUGAUUCAUCAGUAAAACCAGUUGUACAUGCUCCACGGAAAGUUCCUGUCGCACUGAAGGAAAGAAUAAUUAAAGAAUUGCACAAGAUGGAAGAAAUGAACGUCAUUGCAAGACAAACAGAUCCGACUGACUGGGUGAGUAGCAUGGUGACAAUUGUCAAGCCAGACAAAAUUCGAAUAUGUCUCGACCCUCAAGAUUUGAACAAGGCAAUCAAACGUGAACACUACCCACUACUCACAGUAGAAGAGGUCGUAUCUAACAUGCCAAAUGCUAAAGUGUUUUCUGUGCUGGAUGCUAACCAAGGAUUCUGGCAGAUUAAAUUGGACGAUGACAGUUCCAAGUUGUGCACGUUCAACACUCCUAUAGGAAGAUACAGAUUCCUACGUUUGCCAUUUGGGAUAUCGUCAGCAUCUGAAGUAUUCCAAAGAGCUGUAGCACAGAUGAUUGAAGACCUGGAUGGUGUGAUAAACAUCGUGGAUGAUUUGCUGGUCUGGGGUGAGACAGUACAAGAGCAUGAUGCCAGACUGAGAAAACUGCUCCAGAGGGCAAGAGAGUACAACCUCAAACUAAACAAAAAGAAAUGUCAAAUCAGAACAUCACAAAUCAAGUACAUUGGUCAUGUACUGACAGCAGACGGACUGAAACCAGACGAAGAGAAGGUGAGAGCUGUAGUUCAGCUACCUACACCAGAAGACAAGCAAGAUCUUCAAAGAUUUCUGGGUAUGCUGCAGUAUCUCGCCAAGUUUAUUCCCAACUUGUCAGAAGUAAGUGCUCCGCUCAGACAACUGCUGGAGAAUGAUGUUGAAUGGUUCUGGGGAAGCGAACAAGAGAAAAGUUUUCAGAAACUGAAAGCUCUAGCAACAAAUGGACCAACGUUGAAAUACUAUGAUGUAAACAAACCGUUAACAUUGUCAGUUGAUGCCAGCUCUGAAGGCAUGGGUGCGGUUUUGUUACAAGAUCAGAGACCAGUUGCAUAUGGAUCAAGAGCGCUCACAGAUUGUCAACGUCGCUAUGCACAAAUUGAGAAGGAACUGCUAGCGAUAGUAUAUGGAUGUGAAAAAUUCCAUCAAUAUGUAUAUGGCAGAGAAGUUCAAGUAGAAAGCGACCACAAGCCACUGGAGUGCAUCUUCAAAAAACCUCUACAUCAAACUCCAUUGAGACUACAAAGAAUGUUACUCAGACUUCAAAGGUACAAUCUAAAAGUCAAGUACAAGCCUGGUAAAGAAAUGCACAUAGCAGAUGCAUUGAGUCGUGCUUACCUUGAUGAAUGCGACGAAGAACUGCUUGAAGAGGAGUUAGAGGUAAAUGUAAUCACAACUCAGCUGCCUGUGACAGAAAAGAAACUGCAAGAGUUCAGAAAAGAAACAGCUGAAGAUCCUGAAAUGCAGAAACUGAAAGAAUACAGCAUAAAAGGAUGGCCGACAGUAAAAAAGACUGUACACAAAGACGUACAGAAGUAUUGGACACACAAAGAGGAAAUAAGUUAUACAUCAGGACUUGUGUUCAAAGCGUCCAAACUUGUAAUACCAAACAAAAUGAGAAAGCAGAUGUUGGAUAAAAUUCAUGAGUCACAUCUCGGCAUGGUGAAAUCCAAAGAAAGAGCAAGAGACAUCAUCUAUUGGCCGGGAAUGUCAGAUGAGAUUGAGAAAAUGGUAUCUCAAUGUGCUACGUGCAACACUCAUCGAAACAGUCACACAAAAGAACCGCUAAUAUCUCAUGCCGUGCCAGACAGACCAUGGGCAAAAGUUGGUACUGAUUUGUUUCAGCACAAUGGUUCUGAAUAUUUGAUGUGUGUGGACUACUACUCCAAGUUUCCAGAGAUUGCAAAGUUGAAUGACACUACCAGCAGAGGUGUAAUACUUGCAAUGAAAUCACUGUUUGCAAGACAUGGUAUACCUGAUGUGGUAAUAUCAGAUAAUGGUCCACAAUAUGCCAGUCGAGAAUUCAAGUGUUUUGCAGAUAACUGGGAGUUCGAGCACAAAACGUCGAGUCCGAGAUAUGCUCAAUCUAAUGGACAAGCAGAAAGAAUGAUCCAAACCAUCAAGAGAAUGCUCACAAAGUCACAAGAUGAGAAUGGAGAUCCAUAUGUUGCGUUGCUGGAAUACCGCAAUACUCCACUAGAUGGCAUUGGUUUGUCACCGGCACAACUUCUAAUGGGAAGAAGAUUGAAAGCUAAACUGCCAACUUCGAGCAAAUUGUUGACUCCAAAAGGAUGCGAGAAAGUUCAAGAGAAACUCAAACAGAGGCAGUCAAAGCAAAAAUUUUAUUAUGACAAAAACACCAAACUGUUGCCAGAGAUAUCACCAGGAGACAAAGUGAGAGUGCAGCAAGGACAAAUCUGGAAUCCUGCAACAGUUUUGAAGAAACAUGACUCUCCGAGAUCGUAUGUUCUUUGCACACCAGAUGGAAGGAUCUACAGAAGAAACAGAAAGCAUCUGUUAAAGACAAAAGAACAAAAAUUUCCAUCAGCACCUGAUCAGGAUGACUUUAACACCGAGCAAGAAACAAAUGCAAAGUCAGAGAGAGAGAUGAAUCCUGAUUUACCUGUCAUGGUGAAACAAGCACAUCAAAAUGGUUCAACUGAAGAACAGACAAAGCCAAACAUCAUCACGAAAUCAGGAAGAGAGAUUAAAAUUCCUUCUAGGUUUAGAGACUAUCACAUGCACUAG